Cooperia oncophora is the source of this 1083-nucleotide messenger RNA. The record is from the annotation of a GenBank genome assembly. Lineage: Eukaryota; Metazoa; Nematoda; Chromadorea; Rhabditida; Trichostrongylidae.
AUGUGCAAGGCCGGAUUCGCCGGAGAUGACGCUCCUCGAGCUGUCUUCCCCUCCAUCGUCGGCCGACCCCGUCACCAGGGUGUCAUGGUUGGUAUGGGACAGAAGGACUCGUACGUAGGAGACGAGGCUCAGUCAAAGAGAGGUAUCCUUACCUUGAAGUACCCCAUUGAGCACGGUAUCGUCACCAACUGGGAUGACAUGGAGAAGAUCUGGCACCACACCUUCUACAAUGAGCUUCGUGUUGCCCCAGAAGAGCACCCCGUCCUCCUGACUGAAGCUCCUCUUAACCCCAAGGCCAACAGAGAAAAGAUGACCCAGAUCAUGUUCGAGACCUUCAACACCCCCGCCAUGUACGUCGCUAUCCAGGCUGUGCUCUCCCUCUACGCCUCCGGACGUACCACUGGAGUCGUCCUCGACUCUGGAGAUGGUGUCACCCACACUGUCCCCAUCUAUGAGGGUUAUGCCCUUCCCCACGCCAUUCUCCGUCUUGAUCUUGCCGGACGUGAUCUUACUGAUUACUUGAUGAAGAUCCUCACUGAGCGUGGUUACUCGUUCACAACCACGGCCGAGCGUGAAAUUGUCAGAGAUAUCAAGGAGAAGCUCUGCUACGUCGCCCUCGACUUCGAACAAGAGAUGGCUACCGCCGCCUCAUCCUCAUCUCUCGAGAAGUCCUAUGAACUUCCUGACGGUCAAGUCAUCACUGUUGGAAACGAGCGAUUCCGCUGUCCUGAAGCGCUUUUCCAGUGCGAUAUCGAUAUCCGUAAAGACUUGUAUGCCAACACCGUUCUUUCUGGAGGAACAACCAUGUACCCUGGUAUUGCUGAUCGUAUGCAGAAGGAAAUUACAGCUCUCGCACCUAGCACGAUGAAGAUCAAGAUCAUCGCACCCCCUGAGCGCAAGUACUCUGUUUGGAUUGGAGGAUCAAUUUUGGCAUCUCUAUCCACCUUCCAACAAAUGUGGAUCUCCAAGCAAGAAUACGACGAGUCUGGCCCUUCCAUUGUUCACCGCAAAAUGCUUCUAGGCAACAAUCGAGACUUUUGGAUUGUUGUUUAUCCUGUCGUCUCCAUUUUUGGUGUACAUUGA